CCCCCGGGUACGGAACCCCCGGCCCAGCCCCUCCCUGCCCCCGGCUCCCCAUCCCGGCAGGGCGGCGCGUCCCUCCGAUGGCCCCGGCUCGAAAGCGAAAGCGAAACCGCUCGGGCCACACCGGGACGGCGACAGCGGCGGGGAAGCGCCACGGAUCUCCCUGCGGAGCUGCCGCCGGAGCCCGGAGCUGCCCCCGCGCCGCUCCCAUGGCGCGGCCGCCGCUGCCGCUGCUCUGCGCGACCGCCGCUCUGCUGCUGCUCCGCGCCGCCGCCGACACCGCGCGGUGCAGCCGCCCCAAGGCCGUGGCCAACGCUCACAUCGACGCCGGGAGCCGCACGGAGCUGAACUCGCUCCUGCGCUACUCCUGCAACCCCGGCUACAAGCGCAAGGCCGGCACCUCCAGCCUCAUCCAGUGCAUCCUCUGGAACGGCUCCGAGCCCCGCUGGACCCUGCCCACGCUCCAGUGCAUCCGAGAUCCGGCUCUUUCCCGGGAAACCCCCGGCCCGGAGCUGCCGCCGGCGCCGCGCACGGAGAGCACGACCCAGAGGGCAGGAACCACCAGUGCCAGCCCCGAUUCCAGCCCCGAUUCCAGCCCCUCUCCACCUUCCAGAGAGUCACCUGUGCCACCAGCACCUCCUGGGCUGUCACCAGAGGGAUCCAGGGCACCGGAGAUGAUUCCAACACCGGACACAUCCACGGUGGCAGAGGGGACAACCCCGCUGCCCAACCCGCCCUCGGAUUAUGCUGCAGUUUCCAUCCAGUCCGUGGCCUCUUCCGUCGGAUUCCUGCUGCUCCUGGCCGCCGGAAUUGCGGCUGUCUGCUGCUGGAGGAGGAGGAGGCGCGCCAGGCAGGGCUACGCGGUGACGGAGACUGGCAUUCCCAUGGGAGCUGAUCCCUCUGGGAACGAGGAGGUGGCACCUCCUGCCAUUGUCCCCACGGGCUGAGCGCCACCCCGGGGACGCUGGGCGCACCCACCAUCCCCAGGGAUGCCGGAUUCCGGAAGCUUCCCCGAGGGCUGGCGGAGCACACGGAGCAGCCGGGGAUGCCUGGCUGAGCAGGGAGGAUUCCCAAGGAGGAUCCCAAAGCCACUGAGGCAGAGCCAAAGGUGCUGGGACCACCCCACACUCACACAGAGCUCAGGGAUCCUCUGGAAGCGCUUCCAGCGCCGAUCCCGGCCCUGGAUCCCGAUCCCGGCCCUGGAUCCUGAUCCCCGCCGGCUCA
Prinia subflava (tawny-flanked prinia) is the source of this 1221-nucleotide messenger RNA. It is a transcript of the gene IL15RA, whose product is annotated as interleukin 15 receptor subunit alpha. Gene Ontology annotation, biological process: interleukin-15-mediated signaling pathway. NCBI's taxonomy places the organism in Eukaryota, Metazoa, Chordata, Aves, Passeriformes, Cisticolidae. The record is from RefSeq and is a predicted model, not a curated record. Gene Ontology annotation, molecular function: interleukin-15 receptor activity. The coding region runs from base 78 to 944 and encodes 288 amino acids. The transcript has 8 exons.